AUGACCGACAUCAUCGCCCGCCUCGAGGAUUCCCACAACAAGGUGAACGAUGUCUAUGCCUCUGGAGCUGUGGAGGGUUAUGGGAAAGAGGCCCAGGAAUCCUUGACGCUGGAAUCCCGCUGCAAAGCCAUCCCGGUCCCAAAAGCAGAGGCCAAAGUGAGUGCGAAGAGCAAAGCCGCUCCUAAGGGAAAGGCCAAGGCUCCUGCUUCCAAGCUCAAGCGGCUGGCCAACAGCGCAGCCCAAGAGAUGACCGAGAAUGCCUCAGCUGCAGUGGUGCUUCGAAAAGCAGGUGCCGUGUCAAAAGACAACAUGAAGAACGCUGAGCGGGACCUUCAUCAACUAUUUCGAUCCUUGGGGUUGUCCUUGCCAAUCACACCAUGGCCUAUGAAAUUUGGACUGGCGUACCUACAUCGCUUGAGGUUUUCAGAUUGGUUCACUUACUUGAUGAAAAACCAUCCGGAGCUCUUACUUGGAGGUUGCGACCUGGAAAGUGGUCAUUACAUGAAGCUCCUCCAAAGCUACUGGCAGAAUGUUGAAGUUGGGAUGCCUGACCACAUGGUCUUCAAUGUGGACGACCAGCGUUCCCUCACCCAGUGUGUUCCAUACUACAUCCACCUAGACGAGGGAACGUCGUUGCGCAAGAGUGCUGUAAUGGUAUACCAAAUGCAGCCAGUUUUUGGCCGAGGCACAGCGCUGAAGUUUGCAGAGAUGCUCGCAGCUGAGGAGUCCCGCAGCGAAUCCGCCAUGCACCACCUUAUGUCACAAAGCAUGCUGCACAAUCAAAAGGGAGUGACCUGGAAGUCACGUUUCCUGCUGGCCUGUGUGCCUAAGAAGCUCUAUAGCAAAAAGUUUGCCAAGAAUUUUGAUAGAAUCCUUGAUGUCUUUUCGGACGAGAUUGUAGAGCUUAUGGUUAAUGGCCUACGGAUCCACGGACGUGUGUGGUAUUUCAUCCCCAUGGGAUGCAAAGGUGAUGCCCCGGCAUUGGGGAAGGCCGGACACUUUACACGGACGUUCAUGAACUUGGGCUACAACAAGGGCAUCUGCCCUGAGUGUCUUGCUGGCUACCUCGACUACCCCUUCGAGGACAACAGGCGGUUGCCAAGCUGGGAAGGAACCAUGGGAGUUGUCAACCCGUGGUCGGAAGGGCAGGAGAGCCCUUUGUUGCAGAUCCCUUUCAGGCCCACAGCACCGCAUUUGUUUUGGCGGAAGGACCCCUUCCACAUCUGGAAACAAUCUCUCGGCGGUCAUUGGAUAGCAAGCUCGAUCAUUUUGUUGCUUGACUUCAAGGUGUUUGGCCAAAGCAGUGUUGAAGAGGGGCUUGAGUUGGCAUAUCAGGACUACAACUUCUUUGUCAAGAAGGAGUUUGCUGGUAAGCAUGUCUCUCAUUUGAAGCACUUCACGCGACAGAUCUUACAUUUCUCAAAGCAGGAGUCCUUUCCUCAUUCAAGGCCAAAGGGGUCGGAUGUCAUGCUGAUCACCAGGUGGUUAAGUGCGCUUCUGGCACGUGGGCCCUACGAUCCUGAGAAGGGAGGGCGAAGUGGAAGAAGCCUGGUCUCGCAUCCGCCGCAGCCACAUCACGCUGAGUUCUUUAGGGCAAUGGCAAGUGGUAACAAUGCGGCCUUGCAGUUCUUCAGGCAAACGCACACCAAUGGGAUUUGGCUUCUCCGGUCUGUUGCCCAGGACAUGUGUUCAGCUGCGUUCAGCUUCACUGAUGCGUACGCCUGCCUUGCAAAACUGUGUCACCAACAGAAGCUGGCAAGAUUUCACCUGGAACCAAGCUACCACUAUUGGCACCAUUUCGGGGUGGAGUACCGCCAGCGUUUGGAGAAUGGAGACACCUACAUAUACAGUUGUGCAUGUGAUUGCUGCGAAGCUGACGAGGACUUUGUGGGUAAGAUUGCAAAAAUCUCAAAGGCUGUGCACGCCAGCACCGUUUCUUUGCGGGUUUUGGAACGGUACCUGCUCAUGUGCAGAGCGGUGUUUUCCGAUGAUGACCUCCUCACUAUCACAAGCUGA
Messenger RNA from Durusdinium trenchii, 2016 nucleotides. NCBI's taxonomy places the organism in Eukaryota, Dinophyceae, Suessiales, Symbiodiniaceae. The record is from the annotation of a GenBank genome assembly.